Molecule: messenger RNA, 1239 nt
Organism: Glycine soja
Lineage: Eukaryota; Viridiplantae; Streptophyta; Magnoliopsida; Fabales; Fabaceae
Product: phosducin-like protein 3
Exons: 4
Coding region: 140-775 (211 amino acids)
Biological process (GO): protein folding
Cellular component (GO): cytoplasm
Source: RefSeq, a predicted model, not a curated record
UUAAGUCAAUCCUAAAAUCACAAUACCCGACCACAAGGUCUUUUUUUUCUCUGUGGCGGCAUCAUUGGCAAUGGUUAAAAGUUAAAACUUCAACACACAGAAUCCAGAUUCGUCGAGAAAGAGAAAAGAGAAAAGAAGAAUGGGCGAUUACCAUUUCGUGUACAAGGAUUUAGAAGGGGCUUCUACUCAAUGGGACGAUAUUCAAAGAAAGCUCGGAAAUUUGCCUCCAAAGGCACCCGCUUUCAAGCCCCCACCUUUCACCCCUGCCUCUGAUGAUCAACCCAAAGACAAAACAUGGAUCGAUUCCAAAACCUCCGAGGAACUCGAAGACCUCGAAGACAACCUCGAUGAUGAUCGCUUCCUCCAAGAAUACAGGAAGAAGAGGCUGGCUGAGAUGCAAGAGGCAGCAAAAGUAUUGAGGUUUGGAUCUGUGAUUCCCAUUUCGGGAUCUGAUUUCGUUCGAGAGGUGUCACAAGCUCCAUCUGAUGUUUGGGUGGUUGUCAUCCUAUACAAAGAAGGGAUUCCUGAAUGUGGGUUGUUGAUGCAAAGCAUUGAAGAAUUGGCACUAAGAUAUCCUUCAACAAAAUUUGUGAAGAUAAUAUCUACUGAUUGCAUACCGAACUACCCGGAUCGGAAUCUUCCCACUUUGUUGGUGUACAACAAUGGAGCAGUCAAAGGAAAUUAUGUGGGUUUGCAUAGUUUCGGGCGAAGAUGCACUCCUGAAGCUAAUGGUAUAAAUACAUUCUGUGAGGCAGCUAAGGGAAAAUUUCGGUAGAAUGUCUUGACAGAGAAUGGAAAGUGCUUAUCUGCAAGUCUGCGACGCAGCUCACUGAGCUCCAUUUGGAUGUUCCUUCUCUGCGUUCUCUCUGCAUUUGAUGUGAAUUCAUGCUAGUUCUUUUCUCUCCAUCUGCUUGCCAUUGAGAAAUGAAAAGGGAAAGAAGCAUCUCCUGUCUGUUUCUGUUUUUUAGUUUUUAAAACAUUUGGUAUGGAAUUUGGAAAAUAAGUGUCAAAGCUUAAGUGACUUUAGAUGAUAAAUUGAUUGAUAGGUUAAGUAGAAUUGUUUCAAAACACAGUUUGUUAAAUAAAAAAAUAAAAACUGAGAAGAGAAGCAAACAUACCCUAAGUUUUUCUUUUCUUUGUUUGUAAUUGUAUGAAAGAACUUUACCAAUAUGGUAAUGGCUAGUGAUCAAGAUCAAUUUAGAGAUGGAGACAUGUCUGUUUCCUUAUUUCUUGAUUAAA